This is a messenger RNA of Centruroides sculpturatus (bark scorpion), 2777 nucleotides long. Its product is annotated as xaa-Pro aminopeptidase 1-like. The transcript has 13 exons. The record is from RefSeq and is a predicted model, not a curated record. Lineage: Eukaryota; Metazoa; Arthropoda; Arachnida; Scorpiones; Buthidae. Bases 806 to 2188 code for a protein of 460 amino acids.
ACAAUGUCGUCUGCUGUAUUGACGUUAGGCUUAACGACCUAUGUUAGGCCUAAUGGUGUAAUUUUAGAUAAUUGAAAAUUUUUACACAGAGAAGAAAAUUUUACUUAUUUUAUCAUUUUCUUAUGAUAAAUUUUAAUUUUCUCCAUUAAUUAAUCAAUUAUGAUUGUUUUUAAUUUAAAGAAGUUAUUAGUUACUUAUUUAGCAUAUUAUUCCUUUUUUAUUCUUAAGCCUAACAACUGUUAAAAGAUUUCUCAACUUGUUUUGACUGUUGAGUUCAAAAGCCUCUUUGAACACGUGGAAUAUGGGCUUUUAAGGAAGUCGCAAUCGAUCUUUUGCUUUUAUUCAAAUUUUACUAAAAACUCUUCAAUUUUGCCAUUUUUAACCAACUUAUUUUAAUAUAUUUGAUUUAUUUUUACUUUUUAAUAAUAAUAUAUAUAUAAAACUUUUCGAAACUUGUGUAUGGAUCAACACUCGCACGAUUUAAAUUGCCUUCAUAGUAUUUACAGUAUUAAAAUUUCGCUUGUGGGCUAUACUACUAACAAUAUGAGUAAAUCAUAAAUGCUUCUAAACCAGCUAUGCCAAUUAGAAAAGAUGGAGAGAGGAAAAGAUAUGAAGCCAAAUUUCAAAAAAGCAGACCAUACCAAACCACAUAAAUAAAGUUUACUUGUCAUGAGAGUAGAUUGGAAAGCAUUUAGAGAACUUGGCAUAUCAGCUUUUUGUCUGCUUUUUGAAGAACAUUAUUGAAAUAAGCUGGGAUAUGAAUCAUCACUUAUUACUUUCAUAUAUAAGUUGUUAGGAAAACAGAAUGGAAUGUCAAUAUGUUGCUACACAGAGAGGAGGAAUAGCCCUUCUUUUUGAAGGCCACAGAUAUAAUAAAGUUCGUGAUGGUAAAGAAGGUACUGUUUAUUGGAGAUGUGCCAGAGAUCGACAGUGUCCAGGACGAGCAGUGACUGUUUAUAGCCGCAUAAAAAAAGCAAAUAAUAAACACAAUCAUCCACCUGAUACUUGGAGGAAUAAAGUGGACCAAGUCGUGUCAGAUUUAAAAUUACGUUCUCAAGAAGAUGUUACUGCCUUACCUACUCUUUUUACUGAAACAUUGAAAUGCCUCGCUGCUAAUCCACAAAUGGCUACACUUGCAUCAAUGGUGCCAUCACUUCCAGCUCUUAAAUCAUCAUUAUAUAGGACAAGGCAUAGAGGAAUGCCAACAUUAGUGCCAUUUAGAGAUUUCUGUCCAGAUGAUGAAUGGACACUUACAAAUAAUGUUGAUGGAGCUGGGGCAUCAACAUCUGAACCAUUAGAUAUGGCUGUUAAAAACACUGGAGUAUUAUUAAAAAGAUUGCGUUCUCUUAUGAAGAAUACAAAUUAUGUCAGUGAAAUACUUCAAGCUUAUAUUAUUCCUCAUAAAGAUUCUCAUCAGAGUGAAUAUCUGGCACCAUGUGACAGAAGAAGAGCCUUCAUAACUGGUUUUAGUGGAAAUUAUGGAACAGCAAUAGUCACAGAAGAUCAUGCAGCUCUAUGGACAGAUGAACAAUAUAUUCAGCAAGCUGAGCAACAAUUAGAUCAUAAUUGGACUUUAAUGAAAGAAGGUGCCUCAGGUACUCCAUCUAAAGGAGAAUGGCUAGCAAGGGUAUUGCCUAUAGGCAGUAGGAUUGGUGUUGAUCCUUAUUUGAUCCCAUUUGAUUCUUGGAAUCCUCUUUCUAAUCAGUUGGAGUUAGCAGGGCAUCAUCUAGUAAGUGUGAAUCAGAAUUUAAUUGAUUUUAUUUGGGAUGAUAGGCCACCACCACCCUCAACUAGUAUAGAACCUUUACCACUAUCAUAUACUGGAAAAUCUUUAGGAGAGAAAAUAACUGAAAUACGUCAAGAAAUGACAAAUAAAGAAGCUGUUGCUUUAUUAAUAACUGCUUUGGAUGAAAUAGCAUGGCUUUUCAAUUUAAGAGGAUGUGAUGUUGACUACAAUCCUGUGUUUUUUGCAUAUUCCAUACUUACUUUGGAAACUGUUUAUUUAUUUAUAGAUGAAAACAAGUUAACAUCAUCAGUAAGACGCCAUCUUCAAAAUGAUGAAUCUGAUUAUUCUGUUAAAGUGGAAAUCCGGCCAUAUAAACUAGUGAAAGACUGUCUGGGAUGGCUUGUAAAUCAAUUAAAUGGAAAAAUUUGGGUAUUUAUAAUAGAUUUUAAUGAACUUCUAUAAUACCAGAUCCUUUAUACGUAAUAAAAGUUUGGUGAUUGAUAUUCUCUAUCUCUUCAUAUUUUUUCAAACAGUGAUAAACUGUAAGAUUUCUAGGUAUAUUUUGGUUAAGUUUUUAAUUAAUUAAACCUUUUCACAAGAGGUAUUAUUUAUUAAUCUUCAAAUAAGUUGGUAGUUUAACAUAAUGCAGUGGACUCUUCCAUGUCCAAACUAAUGUGGGUGGGAGUGAUCCAGAUAUUAGAAAAAUCCUGGUCAGAGAGAGUUAAAAAUUUUUAAAUAAGACUAACACAUACAUCUGCUGAGUAUAAAAAAUGUUUAUUUUGACUUUGAUGCUUAGUUUUGAUAAUUAUAAUUAAUAUUGUCUUAAAAGUUUUUUCUUCUUCUUGAUUUGCUUACAAGCUGCUAUAUGCCUCAUCAUCAAGUCAGAAAUGGUUGAUGUAUUGUUAUCUUCUAAGAACUUCAAGGCAACCUUAAUUUUAAAAAAUUUAAAAUGUACAUACUACAUGGAAAAGUGAGAUUAGGAGUAAUGUAUAAGAUUUUUGAAAAUUUUUGGUUGCCUUUGAUCAGUUUGGAUAUAGGAAUGUCUACUGUA